Messenger RNA from Gloeophyllum trabeum ATCC 11539, 2493 nucleotides. RefSeq lists its product as uncharacterized. Lineage: Eukaryota; Fungi; Basidiomycota; Agaricomycetes; Gloeophyllales; Gloeophyllaceae. The record is from RefSeq and is a predicted model, not a curated record. The transcript has 16 exons. The coding region runs from base 1 to 2493 and encodes 830 amino acids. Gene Ontology annotation, molecular function: alpha-L-fucosidase activity. Gene Ontology annotation, biological process: carbohydrate metabolic process.
AUGUGGUACUCUACAUUGCGUCUCUUUGCGUUCGCUUCCUCGGUCUCGCUGGCCGUGUCCGCCCCGCCGGGCUUUCCGACGUCAGGAAACGGCUUGUGGUAUACGCAGCCUGCGACGGACUGGACGACAGAGUUUCUCCCAGUUGGAAAUGGACAUCUGGCCGCGAUGGUCCCGGGCGGUAUCUGGCAGGAGACCACACAGUUGAACAUCGAGUCGUUAUGGGCAGGAGGGCCGUUCUCUAAUUCCUCGUAUAAUGGAGGGAACAAGCUCCCGUACCAGCGAGCUUCGUUAGCUCAGGAUAUGCAGGUAUAUCGAGAAGCGAUAUUCCAGAGCCCAAAUGGCACGAUUCCCGAUAUAUUCGAGCUGCAAGAAGACCCAGGGGCUUACGGCUCCUACUCUGGGGCCGGAUAUCUCCUCACGACCCUCGCCUCCGCUGGGGAAACGUACGAUUACUGGCGGUGGUUGGACCUCGAUGAUGCAAUCGCACGAGCGACCUGGUCAUCCGGAAAUGCGACAUAUACUCGCGAAACAUUCUGCUCUAACCCUACCCAAGCAUGCACACAGUACCUCAACUCCUCCGAGCCGCUCCCCGCCAUCACGUACGCCUGGUCGGUCCUCACCCAGACCGGCCUGCCCCUCCCGAACAUCACUUGCCUCGACUCGUUCACGCUCCAAGUGCGAGGGACCGUCGCCGCCCCGGGGAUGGUAUACGAGCUCCUCUUCCGCGCGCAGACCACCGGCGCGGAUGCGCGCGUGACCUGCUCCCCGCUGUCAGGCGCGGCGAACAGCAACGCGACCCUGCGCGUGCAGGGCGCGCGCGAGAGCUGGGUGACGUGGGUCGGCGGAACGGAGUACAGCAUGGACGCGGGCGACGCGGCGCACUCGUUCUCCUUCCGGGGCGCGGACCCGCACGCGGCCCUCGUGGCCCUGCUCUUCUCCGCGACCGCAGGCAUAUCGCACCGGUCCUCCCUCGCCGCGCACGCCGCGGACUACGCUGCGGUCGUCGCGCCGUUCUCGCUGGACCUUGGGCAGACGCCGGACUUGGGCACGCCGACGGAUGCGUUGCGGCUCGCGUACGCGACGGACGUGGGGAAUCCGUAUUUGGAGUGGCUGGCGUUCAAUUACGGGCGGUAUAUGCUCGCGAGCAGUGCGCGCGGCACGCUGCCUGCGAACUUGCAGGGCAAGUGGGCGCAGGAGUCGUCCAAUCCGUGGAGUGCAGAUGCGAAUAUCAACGUUCAGAUGAACUAUUGGAUGGCUGAGAUGACCGGCAUGAACGUCACUCAGUCCUUGUGGGAUUACAUGCAGAAAACUUGGGCCCCUCGAGGAAGCCUGACCGCUCAAAUAUUGUAUAACAUCUCGGAGGGCUGGGUUACUCACAAUGAGAUCUUCGGGCAUACAGGUAUGAAGAACCUGGUCGGCGACCCAUUAUCAGCACAAUGGAUGAUCCACGUCUGGGACCAUUUUGACUAUACACAUGACAUCGACUGGUGGAAAACACAAGGAUGGCCGCUACUGAAGGGCGUAGCAAGCUUCCAUGUCAACAAAUUAGUCCCAGACUACUACUUCAACGAUUCAACUCUGGUCGUCAACCCCUGCAACUCGCCAGAACAGGCCCCCAUCACAUUCGGGUGCGCGCACGCGCAGCAACUCAUAUGGCAGCUCUUCAACGCAGUGGAGAAGGGGUUUAAUGCCUCCGGGGACUCGGACGUCGCGUUCCUCGAAAAUGUGCGGAACACACGGGCCCAGAUGGACAAGGGCAUCCAUAUCGGCUCGUGGGGCCAACUGCAAGAAUGGAAAGUCGACUUGGACAAGCAGAACGAUACGCACCGGCACCUCUCCCAUCUGAUCGGACUGUAUCCUGGGUAUGCGCUGAGCUCCUAUAAUGCCUCCCUCCAGUCCAGUCCCCCGCCCGCAAGCGCAUCUUAUACCAAAGUGCAAGUACUUGAGGCAGCGAAGACGAGCCUGAUCCACAGAGGGAAUGGGACUGGCCCGGACGGCGAUGCGGGCUGGGAGAAAGUCUGGCGGGCCGCUGCAUGGGCGCAGUCCCAUGACGCGGCGGCCUUCUACCACGAGCUAACCUACGCGCUCGAGCGGAACUUUGGGGCGAACCUGUUCAGUCUGUACAACCCGUACAUCCCGACGCAGCCGAACACGAUAUUCCAGAUCGACGCGAACCUCGGGUUUCCGGCUGCUGUGCUCAAUGCUCUAAUACAAGCACCUGAUACGGCCGCUGCUUCGCAGCCGCUUAUCAUCACCUUACUGCCAGCGCUCCCCGCUGCGUGGGCGUCCGGGUCCGUGAGGGGUGCGCGGUUGCGCGGGGGCCUGGUCGCGGACUUUGGCUGGGGUGGGAGUAGCCUGGCGGAGGCGAAUUUCAGUAUGGCGCCCGGUGUGAGUGAGGCAACAGGGAGGGCAGUGGAAGUGCUGUACAACGGAAAGCAACUGGUGGAAUUUGAGAGCGGGGAUGGGAUGGGGCGUGUGCAGAUAACACUAUGA